Bathycoccus prasinos is the source of this 942-nucleotide messenger RNA. RefSeq lists its product with no specific name. Gene Ontology annotation, cellular component: vacuolar membrane; SNARE complex. The record is from RefSeq and is a predicted model, not a curated record. Gene Ontology annotation, molecular function: syntaxin binding; soluble NSF attachment protein activity. NCBI's taxonomy places the organism in Eukaryota, Viridiplantae, Chlorophyta, Mamiellophyceae, Mamiellales, Bathycoccaceae. The transcript has a single exon. Gene Ontology annotation, biological process: intracellular protein transport. The coding region runs from base 1 to 942 and encodes 313 amino acids.
AUGUCUCAAUCGGAGGCGGAAAAACUCCUCAAACUCGCCGACGCCUCCGCGCGAGGCAGUCUCUUUAAAUCGAAAGAUCUCGAGAAAGCGUCUCUGCUCUACGACGACGCGUCGAAGAUGUUUCAAAGCGUGAGACUGUUCCAUAAAGCAGUCCUGGCGAAAGAACGGUGCGCAGAAUCGAACGAAGAGACGAACAAUGUGUUCUUAGCGGCGCGGUCGUACGACCAGUGCGUUUUGUUAGCAUCCCGAGCGGUAUUGGAGACGAAGGAGUUCGAUGUGAACGAUUCGAAGGCGAUACAGUUACUGAGCGAUUUCUCUGCGAGAGCGAGCGCGUGUUACGCGUCGAGCUCGAGGAUGCAACAAAGCGGGGAGUGUUUGGCGAAAUGCGCGAGGAUUUUAGAGAAAUUAGGAGUCAAAGGGGAGGAAAAAUCGGUGUCGUUAUACGAGCGAGCUUUGGAUGUGCUUUGCGAGAACGAGUUGGAGUUGUACGCGUCGGACGCGUUUCGAGCGCUGUGCGCUUUGCGGUGUAAGACGGGUGCGUUUCGAGAAGCGGCUGAGUUGUGCGUGAGAUUUGCGGUGGCGUGCGAUAAAAUUAGCAGCACGGCGACGCAAAGGAGGUGUUAUUUGCACGCGAUUAUCGCGUAUUUGUGGGUUGGUGAUGUGAAGGAGGCGGAGCUGAGUUACGCGGAUUUUAUGGAGAUUGACGCGUUUGCGAACUCCGAGGAGAGUCUGAUUAGUUACGAGCUUUUGAGAGGGUACAAAGAGGAAGACGCCGGGAUGAUUGAGACGACGUGGAGAGAGCGGAGAGUUCCAGAGAUAGCGGACGCGUGCUUUAGCCGAUUGAAAUUGCCGAAUCCAGCGUUUCCGUUGAAAGGCGGGUCGAUGAUGAUGAUGGGAAGAGGAGGAGGAAAAGAGGAGGAGGAGGACGACGAUUUGACGUAG